This is a messenger RNA of Xylaria bambusicola, 2046 nucleotides long. Its product is annotated as cytochrome P450 46A1. The record is from RefSeq and is a predicted model, not a curated record. Gene Ontology annotation, biological process: cholesterol catabolic process. Lineage: Eukaryota; Fungi; Ascomycota; Sordariomycetes; Xylariales; Xylariaceae. The coding region runs from base 1 to 1500 and encodes 499 amino acids. The transcript has 9 exons. Gene Ontology annotation, molecular function: heme binding; cholesterol 24-hydroxylase activity; iron ion binding.
AUGGCUGUGUUUUCUUCAUUACUCGCCCUACACUCGGACCAUGGGCUGGUCCCAGCACUCGUUGCUGCGGCUCUUGUGGCUAGCACCGCGCUGAUUCGGUUCAUCGUGUCUUAUACGCGAGCUCGUCUCCAGUUCCCUGGGCCCCCAGUCAAGAAUGUCUUUCUGGGCAAUCUUGACCAGACUAUGGGAAAUGACGUACAUGAAAAGUGGAUUGACUGGAACCGAGAGUAUGGUCAGAUCUUUCAGACUUGGAAUGGUCUAUUCUCCCGCGUGAUCUAUAUUGGAGACCCAGCAGUGGUUGCUGAAAUUGCAACCUCCAACUGGCCCAAGUCUGCUCCUCAGUACGAUGGCUUCAAACCCCUAGAUGGCGACGCGUUGUUUGUGCAGACGAAUCAAGAGAGAUGGAAGAUGCAAAGCAAGCGCCUUGCUCCAGCCUUCCAGCCAAGUGUUAUCCAACAGCAAUACCCCUGCCUCGCAAAUCAUAUAAAAAACUAUGUCCGGCAACUUGACCGCGCUGCAAAAACCAAGAGCGUCAUUGACCUCUCAGGACUCAACAUUCUCCUCUCACUGGAUUUCAUUGGUGACAUUGCAUUUGGAACAAGCUUCAAUGCGAUCAACCAAGGCCAGGACUGCCGUAUCGCACAACUACUAGAGAUGAUUCUCCCAGAAUUGAUGAAGUGUGGUUUGUUUCCUCUCCGCGGAAAGAUUCCCAUCUUCAAGGCUACCAGGAUCAUGAACAGAGCGAUCACCGAGCUACGAGACAUGGCGAAGGACGCCGUGAAAGACGCCCGUUCAAAAGAGGCUGCUGAGAGCGACAAGAAGCCCGAAAAGAAGAUUUUUGAGAUCUUGGCUUUACAACGAGAAGCAGAUGGCAACUACACGUUCAAUUCACAAGAACUCUGUGAUAACUAUGUUGCAUUCUUGGUAGCAGGAGGAGAUCCUACCGCACAUACCAUGUCUUUCUUGGUUUGGCAAGUGCUUCGCAACCCGACCAUUUUCAAGCAUCUGCGUGAAGAAAUUGACGCCUCAAUUCCCUUCGAGGCCGAAGUCGCAACCCUAGAGCACGUCAAGCUGCCGUACUUGAAUAUGGUGCUGAAGGAAACACUCCGAUUCAGCUCUCCCGGCUUUGGGACUUUCCGUACUUGCGCCAAGGAUACGACCGUGGCGGGCGUGACAUUGCCGGCGAACACAACCCUUGCGCUAUGGAAUCCCGCAGUACAUCGUGACCCUAGGCUAUGGGAAGACCCUGACAAGUUCGAUCCCGAACGGUGGCGAUCCGGACAGACGAAACCGCGGGGAACUUACUUCCCCUUCUCAUACGGCCCAAGAAGCUGCACUGGACAAGGUCUCGCCAUGCUUGAAAUGACACUGACGCUAGCCACCCUAUUCCGUCACUUCGAGAUAAGUCUCGAACCAGGUUUUGAGCUAGAAUACCUCCCCAGUUUCACGCUGAAGCCCAAGAAUGGAUUUCCCAUUCGUGUGACUCGCCGCACAAGCUAGAACAUUGCUGUCAGGCGAGGACAUUGUCUUGGAAAUAUGUGCACCAUUUGGCGUCACACGCGGCGAGCUGAGGGCCGAAAAGCCACAUAUCUAUCGAACGGCAUUGGUGUAGCGUGGUACAUGGUACUAGGUCUAGGUAGAUAUAUAGGUAUGACGGUCUUCGAAGGGGGGUGGGGUCAGUCGGAGAGCACAGAGAAAAAGCAAAAUGCAACGGCAGGUUUGAAAAAAAAAUUUACAUCGAAUGACAGGCUUACCCUCUUCGUGAGCCGAGGGAGGAGCCGAUGUCGCACUCCGUGCUAUGUGACACGGGGGAAUCAUGGGAUAUCUCGAACCACACGGCACGGGAGAGAUCUGACGGGUCACUGAAGGAUUCAAAAGGGGUAAACGCGGUAUAGAAUGAAAAAUGGUCUGUUGAUCUUCUCAUGGAAAAGCCGUGAUUAUCAAUAUUAGCCAGAUGCUUCCUCUCUCUUUCUCGUCGCCAAAGGCGGGAAAGCUACUUAGAGAUCAUUUAGCUACAUGGGAUAAAAUAGAACCUUUUGUGAGUUG